Messenger RNA from Cladophialophora yegresii CBS 114405, 1113 nucleotides. RefSeq lists its product as uncharacterized. Bases 1 to 1113 code for a protein of 370 amino acids. The record is from RefSeq and is a predicted model, not a curated record. The transcript has a single exon. NCBI's taxonomy places the organism in Eukaryota, Fungi, Ascomycota, Eurotiomycetes, Chaetothyriales, Herpotrichiellaceae.
AUGGCGAGACGAAUUGGCACCAGGGUCAAUGGCUGGUAUCCAGCUGGGGACAUCGUUGGUCGGUCAGGUCAUUUUUUUUACGACGUGGCGGCGGAAGGCGACGCAUACAUCUCGGUCAACUCGCCAUUCCAAGUCGACGCGACUGUAUUGGUCCGAGUCUCUACUCGCGCUCUGGGUCGCACUUCACAAUACUUCCGCUCGCAGUUCAGUACUCGUUGGGCACAGGGACGCGUGUUCACCACUUCCAACCCCCUCGUGCUAGAGGAACGUUUCACCAACUUUGUCACGUUUCUUCAUUUCUGUCAUGAAGGUGAUGUGGUCCGCCUAUCGUCCAGAGUGGAUCUGAAACAGGUCGGCCUACUUUGCGACAAGUACCUCUUCGUUGGCCGCCUCCCAUCGUGGUGUUUUGAGUCGCUCAAUGCUAGGCUUCCAAAAAAUCCCCCGUUGUUCGGAUUCACAGCCAUGCUGCCGGUGACCACUACUGCCGUGCAGUCGCUUGUACCCAACACCCUGUUAGAAAUCCUGCAAAUUUCAUACCUACUCAACCUGUGUGGCAUAUUCGCCAAAGCCUCUCGGGCAAUUAUGUGGUCGGUGACAUACGGAGAGAUCGAAAAGCUGGGCCCAUUGGAUGUUGCCGGGAUAUCUGACUACGCGGAGAACUUCAGGAGAGAAGCGCUACGGCUAAGAAGGGAUCUGGUCUCGAGACUGCCCACGGUUUUCUAUCCGGAUCACCAUGGUGAGGGUCCAUUGGGUUGUGGAAAGUGCGCCUCAGCCACGCAAGAUCAAAGAUGGCAUCGUGAGGUCAUAACCAAGAACAUCAAUUGGUUGCGGGAGGAUCGGAGAGGUGAGCCCUUCCUACAAAUAGGAAGUCUAUUCGGCUCCUACGUCAAGGAUAUGUACGAUCUGCCGAAGCGCCAGCAGGGCAACAACACGAAUCACCUAAAUAUUGAUUGUGGCCGCUUUCGGGUAAGACAUUUGGAUGUCACUCCCCCAGAAACCAUUUGGCAGCUCUAUCAAGCCAUUGGUGGGCUCUGUCUCCCAUGUGUCAAGUCUGGGCACUUCAAGUUCCAGACGAGCUGCGACUUACACGAUGUCGACCUCUGUUUCCACUGA